Messenger RNA from Rhizopus microsporus ATCC 52813, 645 nucleotides. RefSeq lists its product as uncharacterized. Bases 1 to 645 code for a protein of 214 amino acids. The transcript has 2 exons. The record is from RefSeq and is a predicted model, not a curated record. NCBI's taxonomy places the organism in Eukaryota, Fungi, Mucoromycota, Mucoromycetes, Mucorales, Rhizopodaceae.
AUGACUGCUAUUUAUGUUUAUAUUUUAUCCGAUGGAAGAAUUCAUGGCUUUGAUGGUCCUUCACCAUCCCUAAGGGUACUUUCUGCACCAGUGCAAGGCCCUCCGACUCUUCCUUCGUUCAAGGUAUUGGCUUAUGCAGAUGACCUUUGUGUUUUUCUUUGGAAUCAGGACGAUUUACGAGCCUUUCAGGAGCUUGUACGGCUCUGCCGCGCAAUUAUUUCCACUGCAGACAUCAGUCAGUGGCAUGGUCGCACCUCUGACGAGCCUCUGAAGUAUCUGGGCUACCCGAUAAUCCACUCUCACUCGCAACGUCAGAUUUUCUUGUCUAAUCUGGUUGCCAGACUUAAGCGUAGCUGCUAUAUGCACAAAUGUCGCAACUUGUCUGUACGUGGAUGCGCGACCGUGUUGAAUACACUUCUCCUCUCCAAAAUAUGGCAUGUGUUACGCGUUAAUUGGAUUCCUAAGGAAAUUUUGGAUAAAAUUACCUCCAUCGGCCGCCAAUUUGUUCAACAUCAUCAAUUUCCCUAUAUCAGCUACAAUGUGUUGCUGCAACCUACACAACGCGGUGGCCUUGGCCUUCUCAAUCCUGCAAUUCAACAAAGCCUUCUCGCAUAUCGGGUGGCUCACGCCAUUUCUGUUGUCUGA